AAAUAACUUAAAUAACUGCCGUCAACCUUAGUUAAAGUUCAUCCAUCCUCACCGCUACUCGAACUGCCGAAGCACCACUCACGGCGUUUAGCGUUCUCCGCUUAGCCGGAAAGCUUGGAAUCGGCCGAGUCGCCCCUGCAAUUCUUUAUUUCCCUUCGCAGACCGCAGUUCCCCUCGCCUGCCUCCCGAGUCCCGCCCUGCACAGCUGCUCCCCCGGACUCCUCCCCUGUCUGCUUGCUGAGUCGCUGGUCUUCCGAUUUUCAGAAAGAUUGCUACCUAGCUUUGGGGAAUCCAUGGGAGGCCUCUGCGUGUCCCCGUUGCGCAGUGUAGACGGGCGCACAAUUUAUCUCAAGGUUUAGCGUGUUUGUGUUCCAUCUAGUCGGUUAAAAUGGAUGCUGGGGAUAAGACCGAAUUUGAAGGUUUGCUUAAUAUUCUACCUCCAGUUGAAUUCUGUUGUGUUUAUGGCUCCAUUCUUCAUCCAAACAAAAAAGAUCAGAAUUCCAUGGUAGAUUACAUUCUUGGUGUAGCUGAUCCUCUACAAUGGCAUACAGAAAAUUUGAAGGUAAACCGUGAUCAUUAUGCAUCAUGGCUGGUUCGCUUAGGUGGGAGCAGGCUGAUUGAUUAUAUUGCCAAUGAUAUUGGUGUUGGUGUACACUUCAACCCCUUUGUUUCCUGGAAUAAGAAGACGUUCAAGUAUGGAGUUGUUCGAGUGCAUGACUUGAUCGAGGAUAUAAAGGGGUGGGAGAGGUUCUACACAAGUGGUCGUUUGCAAAAACCAGUUAAUAUUAUUGUGGAUAAUUUGAAUAUUGAAAAUGUAAACACCGUAAAUUUGAGAGCCGCUGCAUCUGCAGCUCUCCUUCUUUUACCAGCUGAGUUCAGUGAGGAGGACUUAUAUGCCAAAAUAUGUAGCCUGUCAUACAUGGGCGACUUGCGUAUGUUUUUUGCAGAGGAUAAAAAUAAGGUGAAAAAUAUUGUACAAGGACAAUUUCACUUAUUCCAAAGAGCUUAUAGACCAUUUCUAGAUGAGUUUUCUGCUGAUGGCUUGCUGAGGUUUUCAUCAACAGAUGACAGGAAAGCAAGUAUAUCUCAGGAUUCAGGAUUAUCUGCUGCUGCUGUCUUGGUGUCACACCUUCCUCCGCUUAUUAGAAGCAAAGUAGAGGGGGCUAAUCUUGCAGGGUUCAAACAAUUGGAUAAUGAUAGUGGAAAAAUGAGACAAGGCGCAGGGAUUGGUUCAAAAGCAGAGGCUGCCAAAUGGAUGAGUAGAAUAAUAAGAAGAAAGGUUUUGGUUUCAAGUGGAAGGCAGGCAGUAGCAGGUCUGCUGACUGCUGGAGCUUUUCAUGGCUUCAGAUAUCUGGGAACCAAGAUCCUCAAGUCUGCCAAAUCUUGGAUAUAAUUGUCCCACUUCAGCCACAUUCGCCUUUCUUUAAUAAAUACUCCCUCCCCUCAUAAUAAACUUUGUCAGAUUAGGAUGUUUAUACUUAGCUGUUUUCCGUCCCAGAUCCAAUUAGACCAGACAUGGAUAGUUAUAAAAUAUACAGAGAAUAGACAUUUACCAGACCUGUUAGAAUAGACCAAAUCAGAAAAUUUGAG
Molecule: messenger RNA, 1590 nt
Organism: Cuscuta epithymum
Lineage: Eukaryota; Viridiplantae; Streptophyta; Magnoliopsida; Solanales; Convolvulaceae
Source: the annotation of a GenBank genome assembly